Messenger RNA from Aspergillus melleus, 480 nucleotides. RefSeq names its product YjgH family protein. Lineage: Eukaryota; Fungi; Ascomycota; Eurotiomycetes; Eurotiales; Aspergillaceae. The transcript has a single exon. The coding region runs from base 1 to 480 and encodes 159 amino acids. The record is from RefSeq and is a predicted model, not a curated record.
AUGACCUCCCCCACCGAGCAAGGUGUCACCCACACCCUCACCACCCCUCACCCCUCCAAGCAAUGUUUCGCCACGUCGUCGCCCUUCGAGGAGAAAAUCGGCUACUACCGAGCGGUUCGACACGGGCAGCAUAUCUUCGUCUCCGGCACCACGGCCAUCGACCCCGCGUCUCCCAGCGAUGCCCCGCAGAUCCUCUUUCCGGGCGACGCACGCCAGCAGACGCGCGUGGCGCUCGGCGAAUGCAUCCAAGCCAUCCAGGCCUUAGGCGGCAAGGGGUCAGAGAGCGUCGUGCGAGUCAGGAUGUUUGUCAGUCGACCGGAAGACUGCGUGGCGGUCGGGGAGGGGUUUUCGGAGGUUCUGGGACGGGGCGGUCAUCCAGGGGUGGGAGCGGCCGCGACCAUGGUGGUGGUGCGGGAUGGGUUUGUGGAUGCAAGGAUGUUGGUAGAGAUCGAGAUGGAUGCGAUGGUACAGAUGGACUGA